AUGGUCCACCCUACUACCACCUGCUGCAAGACCACCCAGGACGGCUCCUGCGUCUGUGCCGCCCAAGCCAAGUGCUCCUGCGGCGAGCAGACCGCCCUCAACUGCAGCUGCAGCAAGGCUUCCACUGAGAAUGCCACUUCCGGCCCCCGCUGCUCUUGCCGCUCUCGUCCCGCUGGCCAGUGCACCUGUGAGCGCUCCGUCUCCGAGAACCAGUUCUCCGGCGCCGCUUGCCCCUGUGGCAGCCGCCCCGAGGCUUCUUGCACCUGCGAGAAGGCUGCUGGUAUUGACUCGGCUCUUGAGGUCGACUUCACCACCGGUGCUUAA
Molecule: messenger RNA, 324 nt
Organism: Penicillium brevicompactum
Lineage: Eukaryota; Fungi; Ascomycota; Eurotiomycetes; Eurotiales; Aspergillaceae
Product: putative copper resistance protein Crd2
Exons: 2
Coding region: 1-324 (107 amino acids)
Source: RefSeq, a predicted model, not a curated record